Messenger RNA from Miniopterus natalensis, 1796 nucleotides. The record is from RefSeq and is a predicted model, not a curated record. Lineage: Eukaryota; Metazoa; Chordata; Mammalia; Chiroptera; Miniopteridae.
AAGACUUUAUUUUCUUACCUUGCGUUCUUAUUCUAAAUUAAAGAAGUUUGGAGAUUUAGUGUCGUAUGAGACCAGAGGUGCUGUUUUUUUUGUUUGGUUUUUUUUUUUUUUUCGGACGCUGGACCUAAGGAUCUCAAACUUAUUUUUAUGUCCGGAAGUCCUUCUUGUGGAAAAAUUCUACAGGAUGAGUGAGACCUUUCGGGGUUUGACUUGAGACCUUGUCUUAGAAUCUGAUCACUGCACUUAAUGUCUGAGUGGGGACCCCUUUCUGUGCUGAAACCCCACAUUAAUUAGCGUAGGAACUAGAGAGAGAGAAGUUAACUGUUUUCGCCAUUUAAGAGAUGUCUGUAGAGAUUAAUUAACUUGCUGAAGGAAGUGUUCUGUAGUUCUGGCAUCCACCCUAACCACGGCUACAGUGUGGAACAAUUCCCCGCGGGUGUGUCUAGGUACAGCUUAUUAAUUUUCCCUCUUUCCCUCUAGGUGAUUUUCCUUCAUGGAUUGGGAGAUACAGGGCAUGGAUGGGCAGAAACCUUUGCAGGUAUCAGAAGUUCACAUAUCAAAUAUAUCUGCCCGCAUGCACCAGUUAUGCCUGUAACAUUAAAUAUGAACAUGGUUAUGCCUUCUUGGUUUGAUAUUAUUGGACUUAGAGUAGAUUCACAGGAGGAUGAACCUGGAAUUAAACAGGCAGCAGAAAGUGUUAAAGCUUUGAUAGAGCAAGAGGUGAAGAAUGGCAUUCCUUCAAAUAGAAUCAUUUUGGGAGGAUUUUCUCAGGGAGGAGCUUUAUCUUUAUACACUGCUCUUACCACACAUCAGAAACUGGCAGGUGUCACUGCACUCAGUUGCUGGCUUCCACUGCGGACUUCAUUUCCAGAGGGUCCUAUCAGUGGUGUUAAUAGAGAUAUUUCUAUUAUUCAGUGCCAUGGAGAAUCUGACACUUUAGUUCCCCUAAUGUUUGGCACUCUUACUGCUGAAAAGCUAAAAACAUUGGUAAAUCCAGCCAAUGUAACCUUCAAAACCUAUGAAGGCAUGAUGCAUUGUUCAUGUCAACAGGAAAUGAUGGAUAUCAAGCAAUUCAUCGAUAAACUCCUACCUCCAGUUGAUUGACAUCACUAAGGGGCCUUGUGUAGAAGUACACACCAGCAUCAUUGUAGUAGAGUAUAAACCUUUUCCUGUGCCCGAUCUUAAAAAUUACAAUGUUUGCAGUGUUAAAAUAUUUUGCAAAUACACACCAAUGACACAGACUAAAUAUCUUCUUGUAGGAAAUUUAUGAUCUUUCAAAUUUCAAUACAUGUAUUUGUAUAAUAUGAUCCAGAAUAUACUAGCAUUAAAAUAGGUGAAGCAGCUGGCUUCUUUUUCCCAAAUUUAAUUUGGCAAAAUAAUAAAAUACUGCAACCAGAUUUUCUAUCACAUCAUUUGAAAAUUUUUAGUAUGCUUAAUGAAAACUUGUUCAGGUAUAAAUGAGCAGUUAAGACAUAAACUAUUUAUUAAUACUGUGACUUAGUCUAUGGACUUAUUCCAAAAUUACUUAGUCACCAUGCAGUAUGUGUAUUUUUAUAUAUGUAUUCAGAUAUACUUAAUGAUUAUAAUACAGAAAAAGAAUGUGGUGUUAUUACACUAUACCUAACAGUAGGGAUACUGCUUCUAAGUGUCAAUAAAGAGGAAUAUUGCUCUCUUCAGUGAAUGGCCCUUUUAUUUGGGGGACCAGGCUUUUCUUUCCCUAUUACAAUUUCUUUAAAAUUGUAUUUAUUUAUUGAUUUUAGAGAGAGAGGAAGGGAGAAAGAGAAAAAGAAACAUCA